Messenger RNA from Photinus pyralis (common eastern firefly), 4229 nucleotides. It is a transcript of the gene Pkn, whose product is annotated as serine/threonine-protein kinase N. The transcript is spliced from 14 exons. Bases 361 to 3561 code for a protein of 1066 amino acids. Gene Ontology annotation, biological process: protein phosphorylation; signal transduction. NCBI's taxonomy places the organism in Eukaryota, Metazoa, Arthropoda, Insecta, Coleoptera, Lampyridae. The record is from RefSeq and is a predicted model, not a curated record. Gene Ontology annotation, molecular function: protein serine/threonine kinase activity; ATP binding; small GTPase binding.
GUCUUUUUCUCGUCGUGGCAGGGUAAAAGUUGGGUGUCUGGUUUACGUUUCGGUUUCAGCCUUUCAGUAGUACGAAGGUUGUUGUUUCGUGGUGUUUGUGAGUUGUCGAAGAAAAAUUUCGUGUGUAACGUGACACUGGCGAGGGAUUGCAUACGCGAGUUUUACGAUACGAGCGCGACGCUCCGCUAUAACAAUUAAAUUUUCUAAUUGCCGAAAGACUUUCUAAUAUACACCUACCUAUCACUUAGGUACAGUAAACAAUAAUGUCAAGUGUUAAACUGCUGUGAAAUUGGAUAUGUUAAUCAAGGAACGCGUGUGCUAAUUACCGUAACGAGUUUUAACCCGUUAGAAAAGAGUGAAAUGUUGGUGUUGAAAAAAUCUGGACUGCACGGCGACACUUCUGGCUCAAUUGGAUCGCUAAACUCGAUGGGAUCAUGCCUGGGUGACUACAUACGACACCCGGUUUUGUACGAGCUGUCGCACAAGUAUGGCCUCCAAACCGAAAACCUACCGGACUCGCUCCUGCCGUGCAAGCUGGAGGAGCUGAAGGAGGCGAUCCGGCGCGAAAUUCGCAAGGAGCUCAAAAUUAAAGAGGGCGCCGAGAAGCUUCGCGAGGUCGCGACCGAUCGCAAAUCGUUAAGUCACGUGGCAACUAUAGUCAAAAAUUCAAAUUCCAAACUCGCAGAACUGAAAAAUGAACUUAGCGAACUGGAAUCUCAAAUUAUACUCACUCAGGGACAGAGCGCCCCUUCUACGCCACCGACGAACGGCGAUACACCCCUAUCGUCUCCUCUAUCUUCACACCCGCGCAAUCAAGAUGGCCUCAGUCAGGACCCCAGAUUAAUAAACUUAGAAAAGCAACUAAACAUAGAAUUAAAAGUAAAAGAAGGGGCGGAGAACAUGAUUAGAAGUAUUACGGGAGGACCUCAUUCCAGGGAUAAGAAACUUCUUGCCGAAGCUCAGCAGAUGCUUCAAGAUUCUAGGGUCAAAAUUGAAUAUCUCAGGAUGCGAAUAUUAAAAAUGAAAAAUAAUUUAAAUAAUAAGCAACACAUGUCGAUGAUAGAAAUUUCGCCCGUCAACGGUGAGAUUACGUCCCGAGAGCUGGAGCAGUCUUUAGAAGAACGAAUCGAAGAGCUGCGCCAUAGGUUGAGGAUCGAGGCAGCUGUUGUGGACGGUGCCAAAAACGCGAUUCGAUUCUUACAGAACGGUAAUAAGGACAAAACCGAAAAGAAGGCUUUAUCCGAGGCUCAAGCGAGCUUAUCGGCGAGUAGUAAGAAAUUAGAUUUAUUACGCAAAUCGUUGGAAUUGCGAAGACAAGAGUUACCACCUGACAGUCCGGCGGCGAUGCAGUUGAAACGAGAAUUGCAAAACGUUCAAGCGGCGAGUCCUGUUCCUGUUCAGUACACCAGUUUACAGCCGUUUCGGGAGGGCAGUGAUGGUAAUAAGAUGUUGGCAGGUUCGUCUACUUUCAGUCGGUGUGCUGCAGUUACAGGAAUUUUGGAAGUGAGGCUUAUGGGUUGUCAAGACUUGUUAGAAGAAGUACCUGGAAGAUCGCGUCGAGAUCGAGAUGCCACUUCAAGCCCGUCAGAUCUACGCAAUUUUAUGAAGGGAGUAACGGGCAGAAGCUCAUCUAAAAGUUAUAAUGUAAAAGACGAAAUCAGUAAUGAAAUUAUGGCUGUUAUUAAAUUAGAUAAUCAAACCGUUGCUCAAACUAGCUGGAGGCCAUGCUCACAACAAGCUUGGGAUCAAAGAUUUUCGAUUCAAUUAGACAAAUCGCGGGAGGUAGAAAUCGGAGUGUAUUGGAGGGAUUGGAGGUCACUUUGCGGUGUCAAGUUCUUGAGGUUGGAGGAGUUCAUUGAUGACGUUCGUCACGGUAUGGCCUUGCAGUUAGAACCUCAAGGGUUGUUAUUUGCGGAGAUCAAGUUCCUUAACCCGAUGAUAUCCCGACGGCCUAAACUCCAAAGGCAGAGAAAGAUAUUCAAGCAGGAAGUGAAAAAUUUCCCCAGAGCAAACCAAAUGAAUAUUAAUGUCGCCACGUGGGGGCGAUUAUUAAAGCGAUCGUCGCCCGGCAUUCAACAGAGCAGAAGUAUUAUCCCGCCACCUAGUCCACCCGAAAAACCCGAAACCCCGGGCGAAUCUCCGGAACCCUUCGCCAGCGGUUUGGGCGGUCAAAGGCCGUUAGAUUUUGGAAUCGAAUGCCCUCCCGCUCUUCCGCCGGCACCGAUAGCAAAGAAGAGAGCUCCGAUAACACCUCCGCCUUUGCCUCCCAGACUUGAUUUGGAAGAGAGUGCUGCACUUCGAGAAUUUGAUUUCCUAAAUAGAGAAGAACGUGAAAUGUCCCGAUCGGGGCCAUUAAUUCUGCCUUGCACUCCCACUACCCCAGAUGUACCGCCGCCUCCCGAGCAAAUGGUACCCCCUAGUCCUCAACCCGUGGUAGAAUUUCCCGAUGACGAGAUUCCGUUGUAUGAUCCGGCAAAUGUUGUGCGACGACCCGUAGUGAGGGAGUUGAGCUAUAGAGAUAGCGCUUAUGAGUCCCGAAGGCAUUCUCAAUUUACUGGAAUGUGCAUGGACAACUUUAAACUUAUUAGCGUUCUCGGCAGGGGACAUUUUGGCAAAGUGAUUCUGACGCAAUACCGCAAUACAAACGAGUAUUUCGCCAUCAAGGCUCUAAAGAAGGGCGAUAUAAUCGCCAGGGACGAGGUUGAAUCUUUGCUGUCAGAAAAGCGAAUUUUUGAAGUCGCGAACUCGAUUAGACAUCCAUUUUUAGUAAAUCUAUUCGCCUGCUUCCAAACGGAGGCGCACGUCUGCUUCGUGAUGGAGUACGCGGCCGGUGGAGAUUUGAUGAUGCACAUACACUCGGACGUAUUUAACGAACCUCGGGCAGUAUUUUACGCAGCUUGCGUCGUCUUAGGUUUACAAUUUUUACACGAGAAUAGAAUCAUUUAUCGCGAUUUAAAGCUCGAUAAUUUGCUGCUUGAUACGGAGGGAUACGUGAAAAUUGCCGAUUUCGGAUUGUGCAAGGAGGGCAUGGGUUUCGGCGAUCGAACGGGCACGUUUUGCGGCACUCCCGAAUUUCUGGCGCCCGAGGUGCUCACCGAAACGUCGUACACGCGAGCAGUGGAUUGGUGGGGAUUGGGCGUCUUGAUAUUCGAAAUGUUGGUUGGUGAGUCGCCAUUUCCUGGAGAUGAUGAGGAAGAAGUGUUUGAUUCAAUCGUUAAUGACGAAGUGCGUUAUCCCCGAUUCUUAUCCUUGGAAUCUAUUGCAAUCAUGCGAAGGUUGCUACGAAAGAAUCCCGAACGCAGGCUAGGGUCUAGUGAAAGAGACGCGGAAGAUGUAAAGAAGCAGGCGUUCUUCAGAAAUAUACAAUGGGAGGACCUGUUGUUACGUAGAGUGAAACCACCAUUUGUUCCAACCGUGAAUCACCUGGAGGACGUGAGCAAUUUCGAUGAAGAAUUCACUUCGGAGAAACCACAACUAACACCGCCGAAAGAGCCGAGGCCCUUAACCGAUCAAGACCAACAUCUAUUUAGAGAUUUCACAUACAUGGCCGACUGGUGCUGACAAAAGUUCAAUUUUAAUCGACUCUCGACGGAAGUCUGUAUUUAAAUUUCUAUAAUCCGAUCGCUUCAUUUUCUGUAAUUGUGGCAUAAACUGACGAUUCUACAAAAUACUAUUAAGAUAAUUUUUAUUUCGUUAUAGCUGUGUUAAGAGUUGGAUUUUCUUUUUCGUUAAAAAAAAACCACCUAGCGUGAUCUCACUCGCAAUGAUGUUCAUUGAUAAUUAAUGAAGUCGCUUUAAAGACUGUUAAGGGCAAAUAAAAAGUACUUGUUGUAUUAUUUUAAUUGAUCGCUUUUACAAUUUUUACAUAACAAAAUUAGUGUUGAUUACAGAUUUUGUUAAUUAUUACGGUUAUUUGUAAAUAUUGGUAUCGUAAAGUGUAUGUUGUUAAUUAGGCCUAAUCGGUAUAGAGUUGAUUAAUUAAAUACUGAAUUGUAAUUAUGUGAAUUAACAUUAAUCAAAAUGUAGCUCUUCCAAUUUUGGUAAUUUAUUUGGUCACUGUUUAAGACUGCAUACUGUAAGUAUUUGCUGGAAGUGCCUAAUUUUAAAUAGUGAUUUGACAAAUAGCUCAGUGUAUAUAUACUAACAUCGUAUUCAUACUUAUUUUUUGAUGCUUUAACAUAAAUAAAUUAUGUAAGUUUUACAAAACAAAAAAUAUAGUAUUACCACAU